Chenopodium quinoa (quinoa) is the source of this 900-nucleotide messenger RNA. RefSeq names its product magnesium-dependent phosphatase 1-like. The transcript is spliced from 4 exons. The record is from RefSeq and is a predicted model, not a curated record. Lineage: Eukaryota; Viridiplantae; Streptophyta; Magnoliopsida; Caryophyllales; Amaranthaceae. Bases 75 to 614 code for a protein of 179 amino acids. Gene Ontology annotation, molecular function: acid phosphatase activity.
CAUUUGACGACCUACCAUUUUGGAGGUUGAGCGUAGGAAGUAAGCCCAGAAAAUUGGGGAAGAAGAGAGAGAAUAUGGGAGAUGAAAGGGUCAAAACAGAAGUUCUGCAAACCAUAAAUUUGUUCCAAGUUCUUCCCAAAUUGGUUGUCUUUGAUCUCGAUUAUACUAUCUGGCCUUUCUACUGUGAAUGCCGCUCCAAAAGAGAAAUGCCAUCAUUGUAUCCUCAUGUAAAAGGUAUAUUGUAUGCUCUGAAGGACAAGGGUAUUGAUGUUGCUAUAGCUUCUAGAUCACCAACUCCUGACAUAGCCAAGACAUUUCUUGACAAGUUAGGCAUCCAGUCAAUGUUUGUUGCUCAGGAAAUUUUUUCCAGUUGGACACACAAGACGGAACACUUUCAGAGAAUUCAUAGGAGGACAAGGAUCCCCUAUACUGACAUGCUUUUCUUUGAUGAUGAAGAUAGGAACAUUAAAGCGAUUAAUAAUAUGGGUGCGACAAGCAUAUUGGUUGAUAAUGGGGUUAAUCAGCAAGCAUUUCGACAAGGUUUGGUGGAGUUUUCUCAAAAAUCUAAGGCUUCUGAUAAAGCAGGGUCGUCUGGAAAGAACAAGAAGAAGUGAAUUGUCUGUUCUUAGUGAGCUAAAUCCAACCCUCAGAUUUAAUAGAAGGGCGAUGGGAGAAUUGGAGCUGUCAUUUUGUAUCAACUUACAGCGUUGACAUCUUGACAAUAUUGAUUUGUGACUUGAAAUUGCUAUGAAGCACUGGUAUUAUUUUUUUUUUGUUACAGAGGAAUGCAAUUAUAUUAUUUGACCAGAAGAAAAAAAACAAUUCUACUAUACUGCAAAGUCUGCUACUAUGUGUAAAACAUGAGCAAUGAUUUCCAAUGGAUAGAGCGUUUGUGACAAA